CAAGUUAUCUACUAGGAAUGAGUGGACGUAUUGCAGCUCAAGCAGAUGAAGCAAGCAACCCAAUCAAUGUGAAGAAUCUAUCUUUGGGUUGGAUGAUUGAUUUUCUCUUUCUUGUCAGCUUUGUUGGUCUCUUUUCAAUUGUCCCCCUUAGAAAGAUGAUGAUACUCAAGUACAAGUUAACAUACCCUAGUGGAACUGCAACUGCCUACCUCAUCAACAGCUUUCACACUCCUAAAGGAGCCAAACUAGCCAAGUAAUUAAUACUAUCUCUUAC
Molecule: messenger RNA, 274 nt
Organism: Camellia sinensis
Lineage: Eukaryota; Viridiplantae; Streptophyta; Magnoliopsida; Ericales; Theaceae
Source: RefSeq, a predicted model, not a curated record